Messenger RNA from Lutzomyia longipalpis, 2093 nucleotides. RefSeq names its product farnesyl pyrophosphate synthase-like. Gene Ontology annotation, cellular component: cytoplasm. The transcript has 5 exons. Lineage: Eukaryota; Metazoa; Arthropoda; Insecta; Diptera; Psychodidae. Gene Ontology annotation, biological process: trans, trans-farnesyl diphosphate biosynthetic process. Bases 506 to 1792 code for a protein of 428 amino acids. Gene Ontology annotation, molecular function: dimethylallyltranstransferase activity; (2E,6E)-farnesyl diphosphate synthase activity. The record is from RefSeq and is a predicted model, not a curated record.
AGUUCGAAUGAAGAAUUGAAAGUGGAGAGUUGUUGUGUCUUUAUAUUCUGCAUUUAACUAUUUUUCUGCUAAGUGAGAAUUUCCUCAAAAAAAGUUUUCCGCUACUUCAAUUAAAAAUAAAAUUCAAAUAAUAGAUCUAAUCUGUAUAGUCGUUUAAGAUUUAUACGAUAAACUAUAUAACUCUUGAGAUACUGAUAUGCUUGAUAUCACGUAAAAUGCGUGAAGUGUUCCCACCCAAUUUGUUUUGAAGAAGACUUCGAUAUUUUUCAUGCUCAAAUUGCUAAAAUUUUAAAAGUAACGAUCAACUCAUAUAGAUGAUAAAUAUUAUAGCAUGCACGUGUUCGCGAAUUGCUGCAGUUAAUUGAAGAUAAUCGGCCAUUGAUACCAUUCUGCAUAUAGGUAUAAAAGGAGCUGAGACUUGACACAAAUUUUCAGAGUCAAGUGUUAAUUCAACGGAAAAUAAACCUUUUAAAAAGAAUUUUUGAAUUUCUUCUUUGUGAAAAAAAUGUUUCCUUCUAAAGUGUUGGGAUCCUUACAUAAAUUGUGCUUUGGAACUUUGUCAAGAAGUUUACUGAAAGACAGUUCGAGAAUUGUCCAUCCAAUGAAUAGUAGUUUAUUCAGAAGAACGAUGCCGGUUCGUUAUAUUUCUGAUUUUUUGGAUGCCAAGAUAUACCCUGUUCUACCGUCAGAAGUACAAAACAGUAAUUUAAGGAAAGUAAAGGAACCCGAGAACUUAACGCCAGAUAUGUGGUUUUCAAAAGAGAAAAGGAAUGAGUUCUUGGGAUAUUUCCCAGAUAUCGUCAAACAACUGGAAGAUAAGGCAGCGACCUUGGAUGACAUUGAAAAGGGAAAGCAUUUUAGGGAAAUUCUGGAAUACACAGUACCUGGUGGAAAAAGGUACGGAGGUGUUAUAGUUGUGGAAACAUAUAAAACACUUCUGCCAAAGUCUGAACAAACACCAGAAAAUAUAAAACUUUGUUACUACCUCGGAUGGUGCAUGGAAUUGUUCUACGAUUGUAUCUUUAUGAGCGAUGAUAUCAUGGAUGGCGGGAAAAUGAGACGAAAUAGGCCCUGUUGGUAUACUUUGGAUCAUGUUGGAUUGUCUGCAAUUAAUGACGCAUGUUUACUUGAAACUGGAAUGUACUAUCUCCUGCUAAAGAACUUUGGUCAUCUUGACUGCUACCUGCGCCUGUAUGAGCUUAUCCAUGACUCUGCAUUUCUGCUCUACCUUGGCCAAUACAUGAGUGUCAAAUACUCAAAGGAUGCUUUCGACACUUCAAUUAAAUUGUACAAAAUGGCAAUGGAUAGUGCCUCAGUGUACAUAGCCAGCUAUCUACCAGUAGCCUUGGGGAUGACCCUAGCUGGCCGGGAUAAUCCUGAAGUUCUAAGGAAGGCAAAAUCAAUUCUAUCCCAACUUGGGUAUUUCUACCUCAUAGACAAUGACUAUAUGGACUGUUUUGGAGAUCCUGCGCUAACAGGAAAGGUUGGAACAGAUAUUCGGACUGGAAAGUGUCGUUGGCCAAUUGUAGCUUUCAUGGAAAAAGCUUCUCCAGAGCAGAAGAAACUCAUGAGAGCUAAUUAUGGAAAGGAUAACGAAGAGAAUGUGGCCGUGGCUAAACAACUCUUCGAAGAGAUAAAUAUUCAUAAAAUUUACACUGACUACGUAUUAGAAUUGUACCAAAAUCUCAUGAAGGACAUUGAAGAAAACUCAUAUGGAGAAAUGAAACCAAUCUACCUAGCUUUGGUGCAAACAAUACCUAUUUCAUUGAAGGCUAAUGGGAUUUUGUUAUAAAUUCAUUAAGGGAUAAUGAUUUUUUAAUUGACAAAUUCCUUGUUUAAUCUUUCAAAUUGAACUUUCCUUUUUAAUAAAAAUUCAACUGAAAAUGAAGGAAAAAUUAUGUUUAAAAGCCUUUGAACUGUUAGAACCUAAUUAAUAUAAUAUUAAAAGAAUUGAUUUUUCAUUCAUUAAACCUAAGCUUUUUAAUAAACUGGUCUACAUUCGAUUUAUGCUUAAGCAUAAUGUUGAUUAUUAUAAAUCAUCAAAAAAAAAAUUGUAUAACAAUUAAUUGAAAAUAAAAAUCGAGAUAAUUCAA